This is a messenger RNA of Odontomachus brunneus, 1382 nucleotides long. Its product is annotated as protein-L-isoaspartate(D-aspartate) O-methyltransferase-like. The record is from RefSeq and is a predicted model, not a curated record. The transcript has 6 exons. Gene Ontology annotation, biological process: protein modification process. Gene Ontology annotation, molecular function: protein-L-isoaspartate (D-aspartate) O-methyltransferase activity. Gene Ontology annotation, cellular component: cytoplasm. The coding region runs from base 225 to 923 and encodes 232 amino acids. Lineage: Eukaryota; Metazoa; Arthropoda; Insecta; Hymenoptera; Formicidae.
UCUCGCGUGCGAGAAGCGAAUCGAUAGUACCCCAUCAGCUGUUUAUUCCUCCCACCAGAAGUACACUCUUGUAGUCGCUACCUGUCUUCACGGCCAUAUUGGGCACGCACAUACAGGAGAAAUGAAAAUGUUCCACGGUAAAUGAGGUCCCUCUGAAGCUCUCGAGGCAGACGUGUCUGGUUACAAUACGCAGCCUGCGAAUCGUAACAAGCAGACCACGAAGCAUGGCAUGGCACUGCAAUGGCACUACGAAUCAAGAGAUGGUGACGAAGUUGAAAGAUGCUGGUAUAUUGGCGACAGACAGAGCAGAAGCCGCUAUGCUAGCUGUUGACAGAGCGAAAUAUUGCCACGAGUCAGAUCCUUACCUUGACCGUCCCAGGAGAAUUGGUUACAAUGUGACAAUCAGUGCACCACAUAUGCAUGCGUACGCAUUGUCGAUUCUCUCCGAUCAACUCGUCGACGGCGCCAAGGCACUAGACGUCGGUUCGGGCUCGGGCUACCUGUCCGCCUGCAUGGCGUUCAUGGUGGGCUCGCGCGGACGCGUGAUAGGUAUCGAGCACAUACCCGAGCUCAUAGAGAUCGCCACUAGGAACGUGCGCGAGGACUGUUCGCAUUUCCUCAAGGAGGGACGCAUCAGAUUUGUCGUGGGAGACGGCAGAUUGGGAUAUCCUGAUGAGGCCCCUUACAACGCUAUACACGUUGGAGCAGCGGCCGACACUUUACCGCAAGAGUUGAUAGACCAACUAGCUCCCGGAGGUCGACUGAUCUGCCCGGUCGUGGCCAUACAAGGUUUCCAAAGGUUCCAAGAUCUGCUACAGGUGGAUAAGAGCGCAGACGGCGCGGUUACAAAGAAGAAGCUGAUGCAGGUUUCCUAUGUACCUCUUACGGAUCCCACUACUCAGUUACGUAACACGAGUGUUUAGGUAUUUGUGUCUUACGAUAGACAUACAAUUCGAGUGGGCGGUUAAACGAAUUGCGCGCAGAAUCGCCUAUCAAUGAUAAUCGGGAUUUUUUUUCUCAUUAGUUUUUCUUUCUUUUCACGCGUACAACGCCGACUUAAGCUUCUCGCUUAGGAGUGAAUUAUACUAAUAAAUUAUAUUUUACAUAUAUCUCUUUUAUGUUAAUUAUUAUAUACAUUUUUCCAGUUAUAUUUAACAAAUGAUACGAUUGCCACAAUUGUAUUCGACGCGUCACGUCAUCCAUUCUUCGCUAUUUAUUCCUAUAAGAUCUUAAAUUUGUUACAGCAUUGAUGUCCUUACCAGUUUGUUUUACAAAUAUCCUAAUAUCCAAAGUGUAAAACUUAAUACUCACGUAAAUCUUCGUGUAUAGAGGGAGAAUUGUAAGAAGGUUAAUGAUAAGAAAAUAAACUUUUUUAACAACGA